Messenger RNA from Sabethes cyaneus, 1279 nucleotides. Its product is annotated as mitochondrial tRNA-specific 2-thiouridylase 1. Gene Ontology annotation, molecular function: sulfurtransferase activity. The transcript has 3 exons. Gene Ontology annotation, cellular component: mitochondrion. The record is from RefSeq and is a predicted model, not a curated record. Gene Ontology annotation, biological process: tRNA wobble position uridine thiolation. Bases 146 to 1279 code for a protein of 377 amino acids. NCBI's taxonomy places the organism in Eukaryota, Metazoa, Arthropoda, Insecta, Diptera, Culicidae.
AUUGGCUGAUUCUGCUGGAUCGCUGAUAGUAAGGUCCGUCUGGUCCGUCGUUAGCCUUUGGAUCAACAUAAUCAUUUAAAACACACAAUAUACAUGAUAUCAUGUAGACGAUUCAAGGGAAUUUUACAGAUCUAAGCAAAACACCAUGUUCAAAAGAAUAGUGGUAGGUGUUUCGGGUGGUGUGGACAGCGCCGUAUCAGCCUAUUUACUUAAGUCCAAAGGUUACAAUGUGUGUGGGGCAUUCAUGAAAAACUGGGAUCUAAUAGACGAAUCCGGACACUGCUCGGGAGAACAAGACUGGUUAGAUGCACAGAAACUAUGCCGCCAGUUGCGUAUUCCGUUGAAACAAAUCAACUUCGUCAAAGAUUACUGGCUGGAAGUUUUUGGGAGUUUCCUUCAAGAUUACAACACCGGAAUAACUCCGAACCCAGAUAUACUCUGCAACCGGCAUAUUAAAUUCAAUUUGUUCUACAAAUACGCUUGUGAAAAAAUGGGAGCGGAUGCUAUAGCAACCGGUCAUUACGUUCGAAGUAAUUUUGGUCCCUAUUUGGAGAAUUUCAACGAUAGUGCACGAGUUCAUCUAUUGGCCGGUGUAGAUGCAAUUAAAGAUCAAACGUUUUUCUUGUCACAGAUUGACGCGAAAGCACUGCGUCGUACUAUGUUUCCUAUCGGAGGCAUGACGAAGGCGGAAGUGAAACGUCUAGCACACGAGGUGGGACUGGGUUGGUUUGCCAAAAAGAAGGAAAGCAUGGGAAUCUGUUUUGUCGGAAAGCGAACCUUUCAGGAUUUUAUAGCCGAAUACAUUGAAUCGAAGCCGGGUGAUUUCGUCGACUUUGAUACGGGUAAAACGGUAGGCAAACACCGCGGGGUGCACAAUUGGACUGUCGGUCAAAAGGCGAAAAUCGGUGGCUGUUUGCAGCCGUACUAUAUUUUUCAGAAAGACGUCGAUAGUAAUGUAAUUUACGUAGUGUCUGGUCUGGAUCAUCCGUUGCUUGUGACCGAUAUGGUGUACGUGGAGAAUCCAGUGUGGAUAAACAAACCAAGCGAUCUUAUGGAUAGGAAACUAUGGCGGUGUCAUUUUCGGUUUCAGCAUACGAAACCGUUGGUACCUUGUAGCGCAGUCGAAACUGAUACGAAAGGUGACAAACUGUUUGUAAAACUAGAUGAACCUCUCAGGGCCAUUACGCCUGGCCAGUACGCUGUUUUUUAUAGUCAGGACGAGUGUUUCGGAAGUGCGCGAAUAAUCAAACCCGGUCCAUCGAUUAUAUACCAACGGUAA